AAAUAAUUAUCUCUUCAGGAUAUUAUUAAUAAUUAAAUGAAUGUAAAGUUUUAUUUAGUAAAAAUAAAGACUUGCCAUUUCUUGACUUUACCCUUUUAAAAGAAAAUGUCGAAGGUUAAAUGAUCUUUAGGUAUACUCGUACAAGUUACCUUACUAUGUUUGUAUUCCGGUAAUGGAAAUUUUCUUCGGAUUAUUCUGAUCUAAUCUCGCGUAAAAAGGAUUUGAGAGAGAGAAAAACAAAGAAAGAAAAGAAAGUGUAAAAGAAAGUGAAAAAGGGAAAGUUAAAUAAGGUGUGUAAAGGUGUGAUAAUUUGUUGAUGAUUACUUAGAACACUGAAAAUAUUUCAAUGACUACAACAACUAUGACACGUUCGCUUCGUGAUUAUUUUUUCAUCGAUCCUGAUAUAUUAAACGGAAGUUCAACGACAAUGUCAAUGACAACUACACCUUCUACGACACCGUUCGUUGGCAGAAUCAUGACGACAACAACAACAACAACAACUCCAACGAUUCCUACUUUUGCUUACGAUCAAAAUGCGAUUGUAACCAAUAUACUAUGGGAUUUAUAUGAUAGUUUCAAUGAUGUACAACCAAAUUAUUUAUUAAUUACUCUUUAUGUACCUAUCAUCGCAUUGGCUGUCACAGCAAAUGCACUUGUCAUCGCCGUUGUCUUCAAAUAUCACUAUAUGAGAAACGUAACUAAUUAUUUCGUGGUGAAUCUAUCAGUUGCUGAUCUAUUGGUGACUAUGAUUUGUAUGCCAGUCGCGGUUACUCAAGCUGUGUCACUUGUUUGGAUUUAUGGUGAAGUUAUGUGUAAAUUAUCCUCAUAUUUACAAGGAGUGGCCGUUGCUGCCUCGGUGUACACUAUUACUGCAAUGAGUAUCGAUAGGUAUCUUGCUAUACGAAGUCCUAUAGCUUUCCGACGAGUAUUCAAUCGAAAGAGUACGGUAGUCGUUAUCGUUAUCUUAUGGCUAAUAGCUUUGAGUAUUUUCGUACCUAUAUUACAAGGAAUGACUCUUCAAAGUCCUGGAACAGAAGUUGUUAAUAUUACUCUUCAUGGUUCUUGGGCGUUGAAAGAAAAUUUUUCACGCAACGAUACUCGGGCUACCCGAUUGCCACCAGCAUUUUACAUAUGCUCGGAAGAUUUGAAUCAACUUGGUAUCGAUGCAGAUUUAUUCGGUACCGCCUGCUUUAUCUUAGUUUAUGCUAUACCUGGUUUUGUUGUGAUAUUGGCUUAUUCGAUGAUGGGUCGAACCCUUUGUGCCAGGAAACCACCGUUUGACUGUGACAGUGUUAAGGGUAGUGCUAGCUCGCAACAAAAUUUUCGUCUGGUACGUGAGAGAAGACGAAUCGCUUGGAUAUUGCUGCUUCUCGCAGUACUUUUCGCCCUUUGCUGGCUCCCUUAUAAUGUCCUUAGAUUGCUCGUUGAUCUGAAAGUAGUCGAUAAAGGCAAGUCAGUGAGUGAUGCCCUGUCCUAUUGUCUAUUCGUAGGACACGCGAAUAGUGCACUCAACCCUGUCGUUUAUUGUUUUAUGACGCGUAACUUUCGAAGAAGUGUUGCAGAUAUUCUUCGUCGUAGAUCACGUGGAUUGACUCGUCGUAAGCCACGUCAUAAAGAUAUUCAUCGAGGUAUGGGUGAUGCAUGUGGCGGAUGCAGUAUGGUCGGUGAAACCAAACGAGGUUUUCUACGUCAAAGAAGAAUGUUACCUAUUUGUUGUAUCCCUAUGGGAGCUGAUGAAACAGCUACAAGUAGUGGCUAUAAUAGUUUUUAUAGUAAGCAAAGUCUUCAUCGUCGGUGUUACAUGUUGAGAAGUCUUCGGGGUACACCACAAAUGCAAAUAGAAGCAAAACCAGUUGACGUUAUUGGAGACAGACAUCCGAGUUAUAACAAGAAUGAUGCUGAGGCCAGUCAACCACAACAAUCUACUCUCGUUACUAUGGAUGAUCGACGCUGUACUUAAUUAUUCAGAUGUUUUACUCGAAUGUUUCAUGGUAUUGCUGACGAAGAAAAAAGAAAGGAAACAGAGAAGCCAUAAAGGGGAUCCACUUUGCGACAUGAUAAGAGGUCUCAGAAGGUUUCUAGUAUGUACGAGAGGGUUCGAUCGUUGAGAUAGAACAUUACCUCGUCUUGUAUAUACGUGAAGAAAAUGACUUCUCUUUCGGGACAAACGAAAACAA
This is a messenger RNA of Polistes canadensis, 2177 nucleotides long. Its product is annotated as orexin receptor type 1-like. Gene Ontology annotation, cellular component: membrane. NCBI's taxonomy places the organism in Eukaryota, Metazoa, Arthropoda, Insecta, Hymenoptera, Vespidae. Bases 347 to 1960 code for a protein of 537 amino acids. Gene Ontology annotation, biological process: G protein-coupled receptor signaling pathway. The transcript is spliced from 9 exons. The record is from RefSeq and is a predicted model, not a curated record. Gene Ontology annotation, molecular function: neuropeptide Y receptor activity.